Penicillium antarcticum is the source of this 3495-nucleotide messenger RNA. RefSeq names its product putative C2H2 finger domain protein. The record is from RefSeq and is a predicted model, not a curated record. The coding region runs from base 1 to 3495 and encodes 1164 amino acids. Lineage: Eukaryota; Fungi; Ascomycota; Eurotiomycetes; Eurotiales; Aspergillaceae. The transcript has a single exon.
AUGUCGCUAGCUUCACCCCACAGUCAGGAGCUUUCGCCAGACAAUGCGCUCCAGGACCGUCACGCGCCAGAUCCCUAUUUGUCUGCGACAUCCGACCCCGAAGAAAUCUACUUCCAAGCCAGCGCUAUUCGAUUAACACCGUCGGCGAGUCCUGGACAGACAGGGCAGAUAUUGGGCUCUCCUCAGGACGCGGGGAUCGACUCCACACUACAGGCGGGCUAUUUGGACCCCCGAAAUGAUCAUAAUAGCGCGUGCACUUCCCCUCUUUCCGAACACGCCUUCGUCGAACCGCAGGCGAUUGAAUUGGCCAGUGGCUCGAGUAGCUGGCGCGAUGAGAGCUUUUCUUCCUACCGGACGGACAAUUCCGUGCCUGUCGAUCCUGUGUGGUCUUCGCCCAUGGCCCCAAAUGUGUUCCAGUGGACGAGGACGAGCUCGGAGAUGAAUCAGAAUCCAUCGGGCGCUAUGCCAAGUCUAGAAUUUGACAAUACCAACACCGUGCAGUCGAUUCCCCGCUCUUACCAAGCCGGUCUUGGUGUCUCGCAUGUCCCAUUGAAUGAGCCAUCCCGACUCACCGCUACGACUAACCAGGAGUCAAGUAAUGAGCUGGCAUCGGACAUGACCAGGGGAAGGAGUCCAGUCUUCAAGAUUGAGACUUUCUCUCGAGGCGAUUCACCAAAAGGACGUACGACUGGCCACCAGAGGCACCGCAGCCAAUCUUCUGCGCACCUCUCCGCAGCGGACCCGAACGAUCAAUCGAGUGAGUCCGGCAGUGAUUCCGAUGAUCACAAAUCCAUUUCGUCUGUCUCGGUCCCGCGGUCUCCAAAUGGCGAGUGGAUCCGACACCCUUCUACCCACCUAGCCGGUAUCGACCCAGACUCUCGCGGAAACGAAUACGUGCCGAGUCCUAAUGAUAUCCAAAUCAAGCGCGAAAGGGAGGAGAGGAACGAGGACAUCACACACUGGUCUGUAUCUGUGAGCUGCGCUAACAGCGAGGCCGGCGAUGAACCGCCUAGUCCUCCUCGCCGACACCAUGUGCCCAGCAGACUUCGAGCGAGGAGUACUGGAGAUCGUCCUCUGAAAGAAGAAGAUUAUUUCAGUUUGAAAUGUCGCUCUGCGGGUCGCUCGUUCCCCGGACCUGGGGUUCUGGUGCACGAAAGCAGUGAUGAAUUGCUUAGCGAGGACGAGGAAAGUAUUGCUACUGGUUCGGACUCAAUACCGGCCAACGUCGAUGAGCCUGGUAGAUAUGAUCGCAGCACACCCGAGGUCUAUUCAUCCCUUAAUCAACCAGAUGAAGGCCUCCGUUUAUACCCCUGGCACGACCCACCUCACGACUCGAGCCCGAGAUCAGAAGCUAUGCAGCCGACUAGCUCGACCGAUGCUAUGAUAGCUUUUGAGAAACGUGUUCGCGAUCUUGAAACGGCGUCGCUUACAGCAACAAUCGACAACAACAGUAUCAUCAACGUCACUACAUCUCUUGAGAAAUUCUCAGUUAAAGAUCAACCGAAAAGACGCUUAAGUCUUUUAAAACGUCCUUGGAUCCAACAAGCGUCUUCGAAGAUAAAGCGCUCAGCUUCCGACCUAUCCCUCAUCAGUCAAUCCAGCACCUACCCUGGACCUCAACUGCGUGAAGCACCAGAACCCCAACCGAAACCGUACUCGCCCCGGAAUGUCUUCUCAACCCGUCCCCGUCGGCAUUCCCGGUCACCGAGCCUGACCAAUGCUCUUCUUUCCAUGUCUAGUCAAAUGGCUGCCGUUGGGGGGAGUAGCUCUGUCCAAGCGGCCUCACCUGCACCUGCACCUUCACCAAAUCCAGAGAGACAUUCAUUAAGUCUGCCACUCAAGAGCCGAGGUCGGAGCAGAAGUGAAGUUCCUCGACCUUCUAACCCAGGAUUGAUGAACUUGAUGACUGCUCAUGGUGGACCACCAGUCCCGAACAUUACUUCACCUGGGCGGUUCAGCUCAGACGCUGCCCAUCCACCAAGAAGCCCAUUACUUGGCAUUAAACCCAUUUGCGAGAACAAAGACAAUGUCAUGGGAGACAGUAAGGGAAUUGUCAUGGAUUUCCCAGCUGUACAGAGCCUCCCAGAGCCGACAAUUGAAGGGUUCAAAUCGCAGAUCAUGCAAUUGAAUCCGAGACUUGAACCGGCUUUACUUCACCGUCUUGCACAUGAACAAGAUCGCCGCUUUAAGAUUUUGGUCGAAUUGCAGCAAAAUCAUUCCCAGGCGGUCGUCAAUCAGACAUGCAAGUCUCGGACAUUUUGUUUCGCCUCAGGCGGACAAGCCACUUUCCUACCACAGUCCAAGGUUCCCACUGGAUCGGAGACAGGUCAGAGUCAGUUCCGAGUCAAGAAUCACAGUCCGGGACAUGAACAACAUUCUACAGUGGAAACUACUGCCACUGCAGCACAAUACCCUCCCGGAGUGCCUCCACCGCCGGUCAACCAACUCCCUGCUCAAUUCGAAUGUCCGAUUUGCUUCGAGGUCAAGAAGUUUCAGAAGCCAUCCGACUGGUCUAAACACGUUCAAGAGGACAUUCAACCAUUUACUUGUACAUUCCCUCACUGCACCGAGCCCAAGUCAUUCAAGCGUAAGGCAGACUGGGUCCGCCACGAGAACGAAAAACACCGACAGCUGGAAUGGUGGACCUGCGCAUUCCCCGAAUGCCAUCAUACGUGCUUCCGGAAAGACAACUUUGUGCAGCAUUUGGUCCGAGAACACAAAAUGCCAGAGCCCAAGCUCAAAAACGGCAAGACCUCGGAAGCCGAUAUUUUGCCGAACAGCCGAAGAGAAGAAGAUGUGAAACGCUUAUGGCAAACGGUCGAAGAAUGUCGGCAUGACACGGACCGAACGCCCCAAUCAGAGCCGUGUCGAUUCUGCGGGAAUGUCUGUAGCGACUGGAGAAAAUUAUCGGUCCACCUUGGCAAACACAUGGAACAACUCGCCAUGCCUGUCUUACAUCUAGCAAAACCGAGCGCCCUAAGCCCUGCCCCGACUCACAGCCAUGCCAACCUCAAAGUGGAACCGGUUCGCGGAUCAUCGGCAACCUAUCCCUCGCCCUCUCUUACGUAUGGACACGAACCUCUCGAAACGUCAUCAAACUACACAACUCGAAACACUAGCACGCCCAUCCCUGCGUUCUCAUUUAACGGCCCUGUCGACUUCCCCACUAUCUCUGGCAGUCCACUUAUUGAGGAGCCCGAGUCCAUGCCGGGGUCCAUGACUGAUUCGCUCACCCCUGACCAGUAUGCGUACGGAGUGGGUCAGUUCGGCUCUGCGCUCCACCCGUCACAGGCUCACGCCCAGGCCCAGACUCAUCCCCUGCAUCAAAGCUCAUUGACGUACCCACCCUACGCCAUUCCGAGGCCGAGAACUCCAGAGUCAGAGAUGAACUCGUAUCAGUUUCAAUCUGUGUACCCCGCCGAUGGCACUUAUGCUUAUCAACCCGACAUGAACUACUCUUCCACUUAUUCCUCGGGUUGUCCUUCCCGGAUGUGA